UUUCUUUAUUUCAGCCGGCCGCGUAAGUGUUGAACUUGCAGCUGAUGAUGAUGAUGAUGUCAGUUGGCUUGAUUACGUAAACCUUCCACCCUGGGGCCAGUCCCUCCCCCCCACUCAACCUCGACCUAAAGUUUACCCCAGGGAACAGCUCGUUGUUGACCAUCACCAUCUGACCACCAAGCCCAACAACCUGUUUUACCCGCCAGCUCCAACCACACCGAAGGUCUUAAUUAAAAAGCUCAAAUUAAAUUAUAGAACCUCUUCGCAGUAGCCUUGGAGAAACAAAAUACAACAAAAAUACUUAUUUAGUCAUUGUGAGAGCGGAAGUUAUCUCUUGUCAGUUUACCAUUUACAUAAAAGCCCAACACCCUAAUUAGCAAACUACCAGGAUGUCUGCCGACAAAUUCCCAAUCCCCUUCGUCGAGAAAUUUCACAAGGUCGCCUUAGACCCUUCGCAGCCCAAAUUAUCAGCCGAUCAAAAAUCCAAACUACUCGAAAAUAUCUCAAUCCUCCGGGAUGCGAUCGUCUUCUUCACCGCAACCGGUGCUGCGCGUGGCGUGAGUGGCCAUACCGGAGGUCCAUUUGAUACCGUCCCGGAGGUCUGUUUACUCUUGGCUCUCUUUGCCAGUGACCCAGACGGCAAAAAGUUCGACCACACCUUUUGGGAUGAGGCCGGACAUCGUGUGGCGACUCAAUACCUCGUCGCUGCUCUCGAGGGACAUCUACCAGCCGAGCAGUUGAUGAUGUACCGGGAAGCCCAAUCGAAACUACCCGGCCAUCCCGAGUUAGGCCUCACCCCUGGUGUUAAGUUCAGCAGUGGUCGUUUAGGUCACAUGUGGCCUCUUGUUAAUGGUGUUGCGAUGGCCAACCGUGGCAAGACCAUCUUCUGUUUGGGCUCCGAUGGCUCUCAGCAAGAGGGUAACGAUGCCGAAGCUGCCCGACUGGCUGUGGCCCAGAACUUGAACGUCAAGCUGUUGAUCGACGACAACGAUGUGACGAUUGCCGGCCAUCCAAGUGACUACAUGAAGGGCUACGAAGUCAGCAAGACGCUCGAGGGACAUGGCUUGAAGGUUUUCCAUGCCGAAGGUGAAAAUAUCGACUCACUUUGGAGCGGACUUUGCUCGGUGAUUUCCCAUCAAGGCCCGGCAGCCUUGAUCGCCAAACGGCUCAUGUGUCCUGGUAUCCAAGGACUUGAAGGCAGCAAUCAUGGUCAUGAUGUAAUCCCCGUUCCAAAAGCUAUUGCAUACCUCAAGGAUCGACCCUAUGGAGAGGCGGCCGCCAAGAUCCUCAACUCUCUUACCCCGUCCUCUUCACCCUAUCUUUACAUCGGCUGUACCAAAGAAAAAGACGCUUGCCGUGUACAGUUUGGCAAAGCAGUCAACAUGGUCUUGGACAAGCUCUCCAAGGAGGAAGCAAAGGAGAAGGUUAUGGUAAUCGACUCUGAUCUCGAAGGCUCCACUGGACUGAAGGCUAUCCGUGAAUCUCAUCCUGAGGUCUUUAUUCCCUCUGGAAUCAUGGAACGUGGUAACUUCUCCGCCGCAGCUGGGUUUGGAUUUGAGAAGGGAAAAGUCGGAGUCUUCAGUACCUUUUCAGCCUUCCUGGAAAUGUGUUGCUCUGAAAUCACUAUGGCCAGACUCAAUAGGUGUAACGUUUUGUGCCACUUUUCCCACAGUGGAGUUGAUGAAAUGUGUGACAACACCUGCCACUUUGGUUUAAACACUUUCUUUGCCGACAACGGUCUGGAAGAUGGAUACCCAACUCGUCUUUAUUUCCCGGCGGACGUCCACCAAAUGACUGCUAUCGUCAACGAAGUCUUUUGGGAUAUGGGACUACGAUUUGUCUUCUCGACAAGAUCCAAGGUUCCGAAUAUUUUGAAAGAGGGUAGCCAAGAGCACUACUUUGGUGGCGAUUACAAAUUCAAGCCUGGAAAGGACGAAUUCAUUCGCCGAGGUAAAAUUGGAACGGUGAUCUGUUUCGGAGAAAUUGUCCACCGUGCAUUGGAUGCAGUUGACCGACUCCGAGAGGAAGGAUUCGAUGUCGGAUUGGUGAACAAGUCGACCCUGAAUGUGAUCGACGAGGAAGCGAUAGCCGAGUAUGGCAAGCAAAAGUUCGUCUUGGUUGUCGAAAGUUUGAACCAAAAGACCGGCUUGGGAAGCAAGAUGGGCACCUGGCUCUUGGAGCGUGGAUUGACGCCCAGAUACGGCUAUAUGGGCACUAAUAAGGAAGGCUGUGGUGGCUUGAGCGCUCAGAUCUUCCAUCAAGGCUUAGAUCCUGCUAGUAUUAUUCGUAAAGUGAAGGUCUUGGCAGCUUAGUUUAAACAUCAUCUCUUCUCCCUUGAUCUAAUUUGCAUAAACAUCUUCUACAUAUUUACAUAAAUACAUUGAUGAACUUGUUCGGAUGAAUGUUCAAUUAAACAUCUCUGUUUUUUGAUCAAUACCGGUUUCACAUACAAAAAUACAUGUGCUAUGGUCGUAACAUGCCUGUCAUCAUUGGGGCUGGGCUUGAGUGGAUUUUUUUGGGUCAAUCAAUUAAUCAAUUGCUAUUGCUCCGUUGUUACUUGCGUUGAUGCUUGAAAAAACUGGCCAUGAUGUAUUGAUAACUAGAGCUGUUGGUUUUGCAUGUAUGCACAGUUAGCUACAGACUGGUGGGGCCUUUAUCUUGUGGUUUUGGGAGGCAUUUGGAGUCCUUGAGCUUGAUCUCUCAAUCUCAUUUCUUUUGGCUGAUCAAUUUCCAAUGGGAGUAAUUAAGUAAGAAUAUUCCUCAAGGCAUGAAUUAGGGUUCUCAAAGUUGAAAUGGGGCCAACAUACGGCUUGUACAUACUCCUGUACAUACACAACUACAUAGCUCUUUUUCUCUUUUUUUCUGUGCGCCAAUCCAUACCUGCACAACAAACCCCA
Puccinia graminis f. sp. tritici CRL 75-36-700-3 is the source of this 2897-nucleotide messenger RNA. RefSeq lists its product as uncharacterized. Bases 390 to 2312 code for a protein of 640 amino acids. The record is from RefSeq and is a predicted model, not a curated record. Gene Ontology annotation, molecular function: catalytic activity. Lineage: Eukaryota; Fungi; Basidiomycota; Pucciniomycetes; Pucciniales; Pucciniaceae. The transcript has 8 exons.